Molecule: messenger RNA, 910 nt
Organism: Dendrobium catenatum
Lineage: Eukaryota; Viridiplantae; Streptophyta; Magnoliopsida; Asparagales; Orchidaceae
Product: 40S ribosomal protein S13
Exons: 5
Coding region: 111-566 (151 amino acids)
Biological process (GO): translation
Cellular component (GO): ribosome; cytosolic small ribosomal subunit; nucleolus
Molecular function (GO): structural constituent of ribosome; small ribosomal subunit rRNA binding
Source: RefSeq, a predicted model, not a curated record
CAUUAAAUGCAAUAAACCAUCGGAAUUUAUGGUAGUUCGGGUUCUGCCAUCGUUGCUAUAUAUUCUUAACACAAACCCUAAAACUUUCGCCGCCGUCUACCUCCGCAGCCAUGGGUCGUAUGCAUAGCCGGGGAAAGGGUAUUUCGUCUUCGGCUUUACCUUAUAAGAGGACUCCUCCGAGCUGGCUCAAAACCUCUUCCCAGGAUGUGGAGGAGAACAUUUGCAAGUUUUCGAAGAAGGGGCUGACGCCCUCACAGAUUGGUGUUAUUCUACGCGAUUCUCACGGUAUUGCUCAGGUAAAGAGUGUGACUGGAAGCAAGAUUCUCAGGAUUCUCAAAGCUCACGGUCUUGCACCGGAGAUUCCUGAAGAUCUGUAUCAUUUGAUAAAGAAGGCCGUUGCCAUCAGGAAGCAUUUGGAAAGGAACCGCAAGGAUAAGGACUCAAAGUUCCGGCUUAUCCUUGUGGAGAGCAGGGUCCAUCGUCUGGCUCGUUACUACAAGAGGACUAAGAAACUUCCACCCGUUUGGAAAUACGAGUCAACAACCGCAAGUACUCUUGUGGCUUAGGAGCAUUUUUGUGUAAUCCAUUCUUGCGUGGAUCAACCAAUCAGCCAUUUUUCUUCUUUUUUUUUCCUGCUCCCUUCAUCUGCCUUUGAAAAUUAAUGGAUAUGACUAUUUAUUAGUUGCGUCUGUUUUAGAGCAUGCUAUUUGCUGCAACUGUAGUCUCAUUUGCAAUUAUAUUUAUUUUUAUGUUGAUUGCUAUGACAUUGCCACUUCUGGUAAUUUGGUUCGCUUUUUUCUUGCCGAACAUAGCAGUUCUGUGCUAAUAGCUGCAAAGUGCAAAGAUUUGCAAUUAGGACGGGCCAAUUGUGUUUUGCCAAUGAAAUGAAGAACCGAACCCUUAUAAACAC